AUGAUCCCACCUGUCUAUCUUGACCAUAUCAAAGAAAACUCCAAAGAAUCUAGUGAUUUAAUUUUUCCAACAUGGUCUCCACAAAUCUCUCUUGAUUUUAUGGCAAAAAAUUCUAUCUCGACCUCCAUCCUAUCAUUUGCUCAUACCGCUCUUGAUGAUUCGUCCCUCUGUCAGGGCAUCAAUAUUUACGCCCAUAACUUACGUCUUCAAUAUCCCACCAAGUUCGGCUUCUUUGCCACCAUUCCAAUCAUAACUGUAGCUUCCCUACCAGAAGUACUUGCUAGCAUCAAGUUUUGUUAUGAAAAGCUCAAUCCAGAAGGUUUCACACUUUUGACUAGCUAUGAUGGGAAAUAUCUUGGACACGAGCUAUUUCGACCCGUUUGGGAAGAAUUAAAUAAAAUUAGCGCGGUGGUAUUCAUCCAUCCCAUUGCUAAUUCACUCUCUCCACAAUCACUCGACAAUAGUUCUUUAAUCCCUCCUAUUGUCGACUUUACACAUGAGAUGACACGCACAGCUUGUUCUCUCAUCUACUCCAAUACACUAUCUUCAUAUCCAAAACUUAAGAUCAUUCUUUCGCACGCAGGAGGUGCUCUUCCUUAUAUUAGUUCCUCGGUUGCAAAUCUAACUUUUGAUGCUUGUCUCAGUGUUAAAACACCCGAGCAAUUCAUGAGGGAAGCGAGAAGCUUUUAUACUGACUUAGCAGCGAGCAGUUAUAGUGGACCAGUGGGGUAUAUUGAAAGAUGGUUGGGGCCUGGAAGAACUACUUACGGCAGUGAUUUCCCGUCCCCAAUAGAGAGUACCAUGAUGAAAGAAUCGGAGUUCUUGGAUGAUUGGAUACACAAGAAUGGAGAUGAAGGAAAGGCUGUUUUGAGAGAAACUGCAUUGGAAUUAUUCCCGAAAUUGAAGGCUCAAAUUGAGCAGACUCAGAUUACUGAGGAGAAAUCUGGGAUUGAAAACCUAAAUGCAAGCAGCGGAGGAAGUGAUAUUGCUUUCACUAAUGCUGUUUGA
Molecule: messenger RNA, 1008 nt
Organism: Botrytis fragariae
Lineage: Eukaryota; Fungi; Ascomycota; Leotiomycetes; Helotiales; Sclerotiniaceae
Product: putative amidohydrolase 2 protein
Exons: 2
Coding region: 1-1008 (335 amino acids)
Biological process (GO): secondary metabolic process
Cellular component (GO): cytoplasm; cytosol
Molecular function (GO): carboxy-lyase activity; hydrolase activity
Source: RefSeq, a predicted model, not a curated record